GCUGGAAGGAGCAAGAUAUCUUUGAUCCACGCAGACCUUUUCCAUUUUUGCUUUAAGUAUCUACUGCCAACACGUGACGAUCGCUUCUUUACUUUCUUUUACAGCGGAUGUUGUUUUGUUUUCCAUGUUUGUCAGUUAAUAGGCAAAUGGAGGAAUGAGACUACUUAGAAAUACUCCUUCAGUUCACAGUUCUGUUUCAUCUCGACUGUUGAAACUUAGCAUCUUUCUCCUACUUAGCCUUCCUGACUCAAAAGGAAAAGCCAUUUGGACAGCCCACCUGAAUAUAACGUUUCAGGUGGGAAAUCAGAUUAUAUCAAAAUUAGGAGAGAGCGGAGUGUUCGGGAAUCAUUCGCCUCUGGAAAGGGUGUCUGGUGUGGUGGUACUUCCUGAAGGAUGGAAUCAGAAUGCUUGUAAUCCUCUGACCAAUUUCAGCAGGCCUGAGAGGGCCAACUCCUGGCUGGCCCUCAUUGAACGGGGCGGCUGUACUUUCACGCACAAAAUCAACGUCGCGGCAGAGAAGGGAGCACAUGGGGUGAUUAUCUAUAACUAUCCAGGUACGGGCAACAAAGUGUUUCCCAUGUCUCACCAGGGAACGGAAAAUAUAGUUGCGGUGAUGAUAGGCAACCUGAAAGGCAUGGAACUUUUGCGCUUGAUCCAGAAAGGAAUCUAUGUGACCAUCAUCGUUGAAGUGGGGAGGAUGCACUUGCCCUGGCUGAGCCAUUACGUCAUGUCUCUGUGCACCUUCCUGGCUGCCACAAUGGCCUACCUGUUCCUGUACUGUGCCUGGAGACCGCGAGUGCCCAAUUCUUCCACCAGGAGGCGCAGACAGAUAAAGGCAGAUGUGAAGAAAGCUAUCAGAGAGCUCCAGCUGCGAGUGCUCAAAGAAGGGGAUAAGGAGCUAGAUCCGGAUGAAGACAGUUGUGUUGUUUGCUUUGACGUAUACAAGCCUGAAGAUGUAGUACGUAUUUUAGCUUGCAAACAUUUUUUCCAUAAGGCAUGCAUCGACCCCUGGCUUUUAGCCCAUAGGACAUGCCCCAUGUGCAAGUGUGACAUUUUGAAAACCUAAGAAACCCAGAGAAUCGUCUGAAGAUGUAACUGAGUCUUUCCAAAGAUUAAAAUUAAGAUGAAUUCUCUUUCAGCACUUUAUGUAGGGAGAAAAUUCGACUGCAGCUUCUCUACGCAAGUACUAAAGAGAGUAAAAUUUGUGUGUUUUAGAAAUAAAACUCCAUAUCAUGUCCAUCUACUUGAA
Messenger RNA from Hippopotamus amphibius kiboko, 1249 nucleotides. It is a transcript of the gene RNF148, whose product is annotated as ring finger protein 148. The coding region runs from base 155 to 1066 and encodes 303 amino acids. Lineage: Eukaryota; Metazoa; Chordata; Mammalia; Artiodactyla; Hippopotamidae. The transcript has a single exon. Gene Ontology annotation, cellular component: cytoplasm; nucleoplasm. The record is from RefSeq and is a predicted model, not a curated record.